AUUGUCGCGAGUUUGCCAGGCUGCCGACAUGACAACAGGUAAACGGACGCCGGACGGGAGUUUGUCAGAAACGCCGAGAGAGCUCAGGACAUCACAACGGGAUUAAAUAGCUACGUGACGAGAGCACUGUGACGGAAAGUUCUCCAGUGAUUAGGAAGCCAAUGCUACCAUGAUGUUUCCUUCUCCUGCUUCUGGUGUCCAGAGUGGAGCUACACUGAGAGAAGAAACCUAAUGCACAGAGAAAAUCCAGACAAUCACUUUGCAAUUUGAAGAGGAUGGGACGUCCCACGGGGCUUUUGUUUCCUGUGAGAGGAGAACUUCAAUCAUUUCAUCGCUCCGUCUCCAUUGGUCUGUGCAGUGUUUCAUGAAAGCUAUCUAGGUGUCGUCCGAUUGGUCCUUCAUUCCACUUGUGAGACACUGUGAGCCAAUCAGCAUCCGCCUGGCAGCGUCUCCUCUGCAGCAGAUUUCUACUUCAGUUGGGACAGAGCACAACAAGACAGAGGGAGCGAGAGAGAGAGAGGGGUGAGAUCGACGUUCACCACAGCUGAAUCAAGGACUUUACAUAAGUGAUCUCCAACAUGGAGGUGCCCAGGAGGCCUCAGCCCUCCUCCUUCACACUUCCUCUCCCUAAACCGGCCUCAUCUGCUCUGUCUCCCCUCGGAGCUUUAGAGCAGAUCUCCAAGAAAGAUGUAAUGAAAGAGAAGUUCCAGGAGACGGAGGAUGAAACCGCAGACACAGAUGAGUUUGAGGAGGAGAUUUUCAGCACAGAGGAGGAGUUGAAUGCGUCUGUGUUUGUGGAGGCGCAUGCCGAGACCUCGGAACUUUUGGAUACAAAUACUUCCACUGGGGGAAAAAAUGUCAAACUCUCCUCACAGGAUAGUUUCUCAGAGGACAGCUCAAUAUCAGAGGAGAGGUUGGCAGAGGAGGCAGAAGAGGCCAAAAAGAAGUCUGAAGAGGAGGAAGCGGCAGCUAAAGACAGGGAAGCCCAGAGACAGAUGCUGGCCAUCGAGGAGCUGGUCCAGUCGGAGAGGAAUUACAUUCGACUGCUGGAAAUUAGCACAGUGACCAUCAAGAGCAACCUCCAGAAACUACAGCCUCCUCCAGCCAACCUGGACAGCAUGUUUCUCUACAUCGAGGAUGUGAUUGACGUAUCAAGUCGACUCCUCAGCUUGCUGGACCAGAAGCAGGUUCAGCCUGGAGACCCCCUCUUCCUGAAGACACUCUGUGAUUCGUUCCUCAGCCUGUCUUCAGACAUUGAGGCAGCCUAUAAGGAAUACCUGGCCAACUACACCAACAUUACAGUGGUGGAGAACAGCUACAAACAGAAGGAGGCGCUCUGGAACGAGAUUGUCAGAGUCAUCAAGUCCUCAGCGCCUGAAGUAAACGCCACCUCUCUGAGUUUCUUCUUGGUGAUGCCGGUGCAGCGAAUCGCCCGCUACCCCCUCCUCCUGCAGACCAUCCAGAAACACACUGAACGAACGCACCCGGCGUAUGCCCUUCUGGAGCAUGCCGCUCACACCUCCAUCGCCUUGAACUGUCGCAUCAACGAGUACAAACGCUUCAGAGAAGUUGCUGACAAAUACAAAAAGACAGAAACCCUGAGCAUAAAGGACAAGAUCAACCGCCUCAACACCCACAGCAUUGCAAAGAAGACAGCGAGGCUCAGCCAACAAAUCAAACAUGAGACUGGAAUAGCACCUAAGCUGGUGGAUGAGGAGUUUGACGCCCUGGAAGGUUUCUUUUAUGUUCUGGAACAUGGGAUCCUGGAGCUCCUUGAGAACGUGGAGACGUACCUGCACCACCUACAGGGAUUCCUGGCCUGCAAAACCGAGGAGUUUGAUUUAGAUAUGGAUGGAGAGAAGGCACCUAUCUGCUACAAGGAGAUCACUACUGCUCUCAGACAGUGGAUUCUUCCUACAUUUGAGAAGAGGAUGAGGACGUUAAUCCACAAGCCGCUGUGUGCGCUCCGCGACCUCCUGGUGGGCCCGAGGAACCUGAUCAGAAAAAGGCUGGACAAGCUGCUCGACUAUGAACUGAUAGAAGCCAAAUCCACUCUGAGCUACGAGGAACAGGCUGUGGCCAACACGUACAGGACGAUGAACACGUUGCUCCUCAAUGAGCUUCCUCGGUUUAAUGGUUUGGCUCUGCAGAUGAUCUGGAGCAUGUUGGGCACGUUCAGCUGCCUGCAUAAAGACCUCGCCUCAGACAUGGAGCAGCUGUUCCAGAGCUUUGCACAACAGCUCCCUCACAGCUCUCUCAAUCCCAGUGCAUUCUGGAAGUGGGCAGAGUCUGCAGUGCUGGAAGGUGCGGGAAGACUGGAGGCUUUGUGUCAAAGUGUAGAGGACACGCUUAAUGCGCCUGCCGUCCAGCCUCUGAGUCCAUCCUCUCAGCGUCGUCUGAAGCAGCUAACAGAUAAGCACGGUUCUGGUAAAAUCUACCAGGUGAUGGAGACGGUGGUGGGCAGCCGGGACCUGGACCUGAACCUGGCCAGAGGCGAGCUGGUGGCCAUAAUCAGUGAGGCAGACAGCCGCGGGGACAAACGAAGAUGGCUGGUCGACGCAGGAGGCAGAAGAGGGUAUGCUCCUUGUGCCAAGCUGAUUCGGUAUCACCAGGCAACGGAGGACCCGCCUCCUUCACCACACCUGACCCCGCCUGAUGGCGUGACAGAAAUCAGGAGACACUCCUACACCCCAGAGAGCCGGCCACUGACAGUCAUGAGCCGGCCAUGCUUCCAGAUUAUGGCGGCAUAUGACUUCACAGCGAGAGAAACCAUGAAGUUUCUCUUGCGGGGCGCAGCCAGUUCGUGUCCUGGAGCGCAGCACAAACGCGGGAACCCUGAAUGGAGUCUAGUGGAGGCGUAGAGGUGGGAAGAGAGGCUACUGCGUCUCCAACUACCUAACCAUGGUUCCUAUGGGGACCGGGCAUCCUGGCACAUACCAGCCCUACUGCUGAAAGGAAGGAGGGGAAAACAGCUUUAUGACGGGGGAUUCACCAACACUGUCUUUAGAAGGCUAACAGCAGUAUUUUUUGUAAUGCAGGUGCACCUGCUUUUCAAACAAUAGCAUUAUUCUACAUAGUGACCAUCGGAUAUUUUAAUUUUCAAUGUCAAAAUCGGAGCCAUUUGAGCCAUUAAUACAAUAGUUAGAUGGGCACAUUGUUACUGUAGAACUAAAGCCAAAUUCUGUUGACUGCUUUUCCAGUUUUACAGCUGCAACUUUUUUUUAAAUCUUCAUCACUUAUCCUACACCCACUUCCUGUGCACAUUUACCAAAUUACAAGGAAAGGAAAGUAAAGAGUCAAAUCGACGUCACGUCACUUUUAUUUAUAAAACCCCAAAUCACUAAUUAGCCUCAAAGGGCUUUACAGAAUACAACAGCCUCUAUCCUUAGACUCUUGAUUGGAUAAGUAAUGCGUAACCUUUACAAGUACAGGCCUUCUCUUAGGCCAUUUCUGUACUAACUUGGAUAUAUUUGAAAAAAUGACACUUGUGUCCAUUAACACUAAAAUAUAUAUUUUGGUGAUGAGACAAGUCUCACAUAAUGGUGUGCACUAACAAAUUUGAGCUUUAAAACGAUGACAUCUGAUUGUGAUAUCAUUCAUCAUUGACAGUGCAACACUGUGAAAAUGUUAAAAAGCUAGUUGACAGAAGUAUCGAAAAGUUUGCCUAACCCUCAAUCGGCUAGAACAUGUGCGACAGAAGGCACG
Perca fluviatilis (European perch) is the source of this 3705-nucleotide messenger RNA. It is a transcript of the gene arhgef37, whose product is annotated as Rho guanine nucleotide exchange factor (GEF) 37. NCBI's taxonomy places the organism in Eukaryota, Metazoa, Chordata, Actinopteri, Perciformes, Percidae. The record is from RefSeq and is a predicted model, not a curated record. Gene Ontology annotation, molecular function: protein binding; guanyl-nucleotide exchange factor activity. Gene Ontology annotation, cellular component: cytoplasm.